Molecule: messenger RNA, 2402 nt
Organism: Anguilla rostrata (American eel)
Lineage: Eukaryota; Metazoa; Chordata; Actinopteri; Anguilliformes; Anguillidae
Product: Transmembrane protein 179-like
Exons: 4
Coding region: 495-1265 (256 amino acids)
Source: RefSeq, a predicted model, not a curated record
GGGUCUUUAUCUUCCAUUGUCUGACAUACUGUUUUUACAGAGACCCCGCCCUUCAUAGCUGAAUAUGGGUUAAUGAACGUCCUUACACUAACAAAGAAUAUUGGGAAAUAUUAUGAAAUAUUUUUGUAUGAAACCUAGCCUACCGGGACAUCGCAUAUAAGAUGCUGAGGGAAAAGCUACAGAAGAACAAAAAUUGAUUCAUCGACUAAUCUGGAACAUUUGAGGCUAGCUUGCUACGUGCGUGUCAUGUGUGGGUGCGUCACAGCAAAAUCUGUGGCAAUCAGUCACCAUACUUUUACAGCAUAGCGGAUCUUGUAUAACGGAGCCAGGUUUACGUGAGACACAGGCAUAUCUUUAAAUAUCCCUGUUGUCGACGUUGGGAAAUGUAAUAUAGAAUACUUCAAUAUAUAUAUUAAUUUAUUAUCGUGAAGCCGCAAAAGAGUUUGGAUUGGGUUGUUUUUAUAGCCAAAUAUUUGACUUAUUCGGUGGCAGCAAUGGAACUGGAUCGGCGACUGUUGUUGGCUCACUGCACAGCCUACACCCUUUCAGUUCUCGCCGGUUUGAUGGUGGUGGUGCCUCUCGCUCUAAACGGGUCCGACUUCAAAGGGCGAUGCGCGCUAUUCACUCAAGGAUUCUGGAGAAUGGAGAAUCGAACUGGUGUAGGGGAAGACUGCGAAUGGGUCUCUCGGUUGGUUGUACAAGAGUGGGGGCCUCCCGCUGCAUGCCAGUUCGCAACAUUUGUUGGGGUGUUCACAGUGCUGUACGGCGCGGCGCAGGGCUGGCGGAGCCUUUUUUACCUCCAUCGACAGCACGACGACACCCUGUUCUCUGCCUUCCUUACCCUACUACUGAGUCUGUGUGUGCUGUUUCUGUCCGGCGGGGCAAGCGUCACCCUCAGUCUGGGGUUGCUCUCCUGGUGUCACACCGUCACCGACCACGACAGGCGUCCAUAUAGCUGUGUAGAGGCCCAGUCUGUGCCCAUGUACUUGGAUGUUGACACCUCUUCUUUCUACACUGAACUCACCUGUGCACAGGCCUCCCUCUGGUGUGUCACAGUGCUGUGGCUGACCCACUCCAUCCUGUCUUUCCUGCGCCUCUACCACUCCCAUAGCCAGCAGAUCAGAGGCCCGUGCUUGUCCAGAGAGAAGGAGCUGCUUCUGGGACAUCCCCCACUGGAUCGCUCCCCACCACAUCCACACCCGCACCCACAUCCACAUCCACAACCACCCCCAUACACACAGGAGGCACCCAGUGUCUUCAUCUAACAGCCUUACCUCAGAAACACAUAUACUUACCCAAACACCACAGCCCCAAUAUCAAAAAACCUCACACAGUGGGGACUGUAGCUGUUGAUCGUCUGUUUACAUGUGAACCACUUAUUACAUAUAUGUUGUCCACUACAUACUGUUAUAGUGCAAUCAGAAGCUAACCUUGGUUGACUGUAUGAUAAUUAUUAUAAUUUACGAGCCAUUGUGCUUGUAGUCAGCAUUAGGUCACAGAAAAAUGCAAAGUUAAAUGCAGAAUACCAUUAACCAACCAACCUCUUUAAGUCAAAUAUUUUAUACCACAUUUCACUGAAUCCAACAAUCUAUUAGCUUGUGCCUCAUGUUUGAUUUCAGACAGUUUGAUUAACAUAGUGUACCCACAAUAACAUUGAUAUGGAUAUGUUUUGUAUAAACAUUUAAACAUUGUGCUGAGUGUGCAACAACAAAUCCACACACAUACAUUGCAUCGUCAUACAAGAAUCUAGUUCAUUACUAGAUAUGUUCUGGAAGGAAACAAACAUGUAAUCAAACUGAAAAGAUGGCAAGAAUAACAAUGUGAAAAUAGACUACAUAAUUUAGUGGUACAGGUAUAAGCAUGCUUUCACAAACUUGAAUUCUCAGUCCUCAGGGACUAGUUAGUUACUCUCGCACUUGAGAAGGUUUUUUAAUGAUGCUGUCUGUGUUGAUACAGCUGCUUAAAAGAGCAACAAGUAAAUGCAUACCAUUCUCGUAAUGUGUCUGAUGUGACGCCGGAAAAUUGCUCAAACAUUAUUUAAAUUGUAAUAUAACAAAACUUAAUCUGAAAUGGAAAAAGGGAACAUGGAAAAAUUGUAUUACUUAUUGUUCUGUGGGUUCAUUGCAUAUAUCUUGUGCUUUCCCUUCUUCUCGAAAGCUGAAUAUUUAAAAACGGGUGUAGUGUUUGAAAACCCUAAGCAUAUUUGGCUGUGGUGAUACACGGACAGCAGAGGAAAAACCGGAGGUAAUGAGAGAUCUCUAAACCUAAUCGUUUUAACAGUUCGUUAAAUUAUUGUUAUUGUUAAGGGUGUUUUAUACAUGUUAGCUAUUUAUUAACGUUUUACGAAAUUCCACGUUUACAUCUUUCUAAAGAAUGUAAUAAAUAUGUCUUUAUACAACGCA